GAACGUCUUUUCCUUCUAAUCUUCAUCGAUUCACAGUGCUGAGAAGUUCGUUUGCAAGUCUUCCAGAAUGACCAAGCUUUUCAAAGAUUGAGAUCAGUUUCACCGUUGUUUCACAUUCCAGUGACAUGUCGAGGCCAGUGUUCUCAGCAACGAUCAGUGGCAACGAUCCGUCACUCCAGUAUAUCCAAUGGGUCCAGACCACUGGUCCAGACAGACCAGACUUAUAAUAAUAUGGGUCCAGACCAGUCAGAUGAAUAAACCAUCAUGAAUAAACAAUAGUUUAUUCAUCUCAAUUGUCCAGACUUAUGGGUCCAGAUCACCUAUAUAGCCGCGUUUACACUACGUGCUUUGACCUGGCCUGGACCAGACCUAGGCUAAAGGUGUGAACGUUUGUUUAUCCCGCCUAGACCAGGCCUGGACCUCUAGGCUCUAGGCCACAAAACCUCACCUGGAGCACGAUUUUUCUAAUGUGAACGGGCUUUACCUAGUCUAGUCCUGACAAAUUUUAAACUUAAUAGUAUGAUUUGUAUAGGAUCCAUACUAGUAUUAACACUUUUCGACGUGUUUUGGGUCUUGCUUCAAGUAUUUUGUCAUUUAUUUUGGCUCUCCAAUAUCAUCAACAAGAAAGCAGUGUCAGUGUGAACGUGGCACAUAUUACCUAGAUUUUUCCCACUCCAGGCGAGAUCAGGGCCCCUAGUCUGUGCUCUAGUGUAAACGCGGCUUAUGAGACCACCGAUUCUGGAAUUAUCACCGAAUUCCUGUUCGAAUGUACGAUUGUAUCAAUUAUGAUUGUAUAAUUAUGUAAAUUAUUCCAACCAUGUUCAAAUAUAGAGGAGACGCCCUUUGAGGUAUUAAAUUUCAAGCAUGAUAUUGUAACCAAACGGUGGCAUGGCCGAUUAUAAGGCGGUUCCGUUAAAUGAGACUGAAAAUAUCAGAGAAAUGGAGGAAAGACAGGCAGCUUUAAACACGGAUAAGCCUUUUGAAAUCCCAAAACUUAGCAAAGAAGACUGGGUGAAGGUUAAUGUUAAAGUUGAAAAGGAAGGCCUAUCCUAUAGUGAGGCUGUAGAUAAAGUCAAAGCUGAAAAACUCAUUGAAAAUGAAGAAGAUGGUAAUCGUGGUACUGACCCUCUGAUAGUUAUGUUAAAAGAGUGGCCUAAAUUAGAGGAAAAUAAAGACUCAAAACGUUUAGCCAGUUUGGAAUACCUGAUUGGCCGACUGACCAAAAUCAUUUUGGAGAAAGAUAAAGGAAUUACUGAAGUAAAAGAGGGAAAAGAAAAAAAGAAAAAAAAGUACAAUGAAUUUUUUCGUGAUGAUAAAGAUUCAUCAAAACCUACAUUACUUCAUAUGGCUGCUAAACUGAACUACGCUCAAGUCUCAAAGAUGCUGGUAGAGCAUUCCCCAAAGCUUAUGUAUGCGAUAACAGCGGAUAGUGUAUUACCAUUGCAGGUUGCCUUAAGAAACUUUAGAGAUGAUACUGCUUCAUAUCUCAUAUCAAGGAUGCAGUAUGAUCGUGUCCAACAGCUGUUUCUGCACAGUAAGGGUAAAAAACCAAAGGACCCUAGUUUUGGAGAGAUCAUCGGUCAUCGUGAUCCUAAAAUGAAGAAAACAGUUACAGCAGUAUUAAACAAAUUGAUCGAUCCUGUUUGGCCAUACCUUCCGAACCGUGAAGAUCGAGAAGAAAGUGGAAACAGGAAUGACAUUACAAAAGCAUUAGAAAGUGUUCCAAAUGAUCCCUUGGACUAUGAUUUCUAUUAUCACAUUCUUGAAACUGAUGAUAAUGGAAAUGUGCCUGAUGAUGAUUCAAAUUUCAACAAAGAAUCUGUAUCGUGCCUUCGACAUAUUGCUGAUUGCAGUACAGAUGAUAAGGAAGCUGUUCAGCAUCCAGUUGUUCGGAUGUUAGCGGUAAAAAAAUGGAAAAAAUUUGGCUUCUGGUGGUUUUGUUUUGAGGCUGCGUUGUAUGCAUUAUUCUUCACGGUAUUGUCAUUUGCUCUCAUCUACGGCUCUACCCGUGACCAUCCAACGAGAUACGAAGGCCCUGCUGAUAUAUUUCGAGCGCUCUGUGAAAUCUGUAGCAUCAUUUUCUUAAUGGUCCAGUUCGUUCAGAUGAUAUUUGAAAUAGCAAGAGAGAAAAGCCGUUAUUUUGAUUUUUUCAAUUGCAUCAAUAUAUUGAGCAUGAUCAUUUUUAUCCUCUUUGUUAUUCCACUUCGUUUUGUUGAAUCGAAUUCUCAAUGGCUCACAGCUGCGAUUGGUUAUCUUCUGUGCUUCAUACACCUCUUUAAAUAUUCCAAUGUUUCAAGAAUCACUGGUCUUUACACUACAACGAUUGUGAAAAUGAUCAUGGAAGAUGUCAAACGUUUUAUGCUGUUCUUUGCUGUGAUAUUUAUUGGAUUUUGUGGAACAAUGUUUUUGGCUCUGAAAGUCGACGGUACCCAGGAUUCGUACAGCUUUUCCUCGAUAAUGUUGGGUGGCUUCAAAGCUCUUGUUGGACAAGGAACACUGGAAGAGGACGAUGGGAAAAAGUUCGGCUGGUUAGCGAGUGUUGUUCUCCUGGUCUACAUGGGAGUAUUGACGGUGAUGUUGCUCAAUAUUCUCAUUGCACAAUUCGGCUUCACGUACGCCGAAGCAAGAAAGACGGCGAGAAUUCAGUACGCAGCCGAUAUCAUGCGUAUUGUCACUCGUUUGGAGUACAGUAGAUUUGAGAGAUGGAAUUACCGAGAGAAUACAUACGAACCGGGUGCCAAAAUGACGGACGAAGAAUUAGCGGAAGAAAUGUUGGAGAGCACAGAAGGGCGACAUCCUUGGGAGACAGACGAGGAGAAAAUUGGCAGCGUGAGAGAGGCGAUGAAAAGAGUUCUCAAGACAGACAGAGGAAAGGAAAAAGAUCCUUUGGAAACUGUUAAAGAAGAACUUAUGCAAAGUAUUAAUGAAAAAUUUACUAGUCUCACAGCUAUGAUGGAGCAAAUGAAGAAAGAAUCGGAGCAAAUGAAGAAAGAAUCGCAGCCAAGCGAGUGACUCAACGGAAAAGAGCGCUAUAAGAGAUGUGCUUGAUCUUUUUGGGGCAUAUUAGCAGAAAACAAGUUCAAUAUUCAAUAUAUGUACUGUUAUACUUAUCCAAAGUACCUCCUUAACGUGAGAGGUUAUCUUUGCGUUAGCCUAAACAUACAUGUAAUAUUAAAAAUACGCACCUUUUCU
Messenger RNA from Dendronephthya gigantea, 3192 nucleotides. Its product is annotated as transient receptor potential cation channel subfamily A member 1-like. The record is from RefSeq and is a predicted model, not a curated record. The transcript has 17 exons. The coding region runs from base 889 to 3012 and encodes 707 amino acids. Gene Ontology annotation, biological process: calcium ion import across plasma membrane. Gene Ontology annotation, cellular component: membrane. Gene Ontology annotation, molecular function: calcium channel activity. Lineage: Eukaryota; Metazoa; Cnidaria; Anthozoa; Malacalcyonacea; Nephtheidae.